Messenger RNA from Stegastes partitus (bicolor damselfish), 579 nucleotides. RefSeq names its product calcium binding protein 5a (gene cabp5a). NCBI's taxonomy places the organism in Eukaryota, Metazoa, Chordata, Actinopteri, Pomacentridae. The record is from RefSeq and is a predicted model, not a curated record. The coding region runs from base 1 to 549 and encodes 182 amino acids. Gene Ontology annotation, molecular function: calcium channel regulator activity; calcium ion binding. Gene Ontology annotation, cellular component: cytoplasm. The transcript has 7 exons.
AUGCGCUUGGCUGACGACAAAAAAUCACCAGACGAAGAAAUGAACUACGGAGCCGCAUGCAUUUUCCUGCGAGGAGGGAAGAACAUUUCCAGAGAACUGGCUGAUGAUGAGAUUGAUGAGCUGCGUGAUGCUUUCAACGAGUUCGACAAAGACAAGGACGGACUGAUCAGCUGCAAGGACCUGGGGAACCUGAUGAGGACGAUGGGCUACAUGCCCACUGAGAUGGAGCUGAUCGAGCUGAGCCAGAACAUCAAUAUGAACCUUGGUGGCAGAGUCGACUUUGAUGACUUUGUGGACCUGAUGGCCCCGAAGCUUUUGGCGGAGACAGCUGGGAUGAUCGGCGUGAAGGAGCUCAAAGAUGCCUUUAAGGAGUUUGACAUGGACGGAGAUGGAGAGAUCACAACAGAGGAACUGCGAUCAGCCAUGACCAAGUUAAUGGGAGAACACAUGAGCCGGAGAGAGAUCGAUUCCAUAGUUAAAGAAGCCGAUGACAACGGAGACGGGACGGUAGACUUUGAAGAAUUCGUCAGAAUGAUGUCCCGCCAAUGACGGCCGAGGACGACCAACAAAGUUUAUUUG